Molecule: messenger RNA, 5316 nt
Organism: Scaptodrosophila lebanonensis
Lineage: Eukaryota; Metazoa; Arthropoda; Insecta; Diptera; Drosophilidae
Gene: pns
Product: DENN domain-containing protein 5B
Exons: 16
Coding region: 504-4883 (1459 amino acids)
Molecular function (GO): small GTPase binding; guanyl-nucleotide exchange factor activity
Source: RefSeq, a predicted model, not a curated record
AGUGUUUGACAAAAUUAUAGUGUUUACGUGUAGUGGGAAAGCAGUAGCAGCCUUGAAAAACAACAACAAACGCGUCUCAUUGUUUCGUAUCGAAGACGUUGAUGUGUUAGAAGUCGAUGAAGAGGUGGUGGGGGGUAAAACGCAGACAUUUGUGCCAUUGGCAUAGAAAAGUUGGAAUAAAAGAGAUAGUAUAAAAAUAUUGCGCGAAAGGGCCGUCGUCGUUGUUGUUGUUGCUUAAAUUGGAAAGUGCAAAAAUUGUGAACGCACAACGGUAAUAUACACGCAUACAUACAUACAUAUAUACACAUGCAUCUGUGUGUAUAUGCACAUACACAUGGACGCGUUUGUUUGAUGUACAAUUUGGAGCAGCAACAACAAUAGCAGCCAACGUUGGCGCCUUGGCUUUGCUGAUUGGGGAAGCAACAACAGCGACCAAACUGUUUUGAAGACAAUCUCACUCACACACACACAGUUGUACACACAGGGACGAGUAGCGCGGAAUUAUGACGACGCGUGAAAAUGUUGUUGCGAGCCGUUUGUCUAAAUUAAUGCUAAACAAUGCCAACACCAACAACACCUCAGCAGCAACCACAGCCACAUCAGCAGCGACGGCGACAGCAGCGGCGGCAUCGUCGGCAUCCAUCACAAUGGUGCAAUCGCCCACAUCACCUGGAGAAAUUUCGGAGCUGAAUCAAUUAAAGCGCGAUGCCGAUCCGCAGUUCUCACGUUUCGCCGACUAUUUUGUCAUUUGCGGUUUAGAUUUGGAUACGGGCCUAGAACCAGAUCGCUUUGCGGGUGACAAUCUGCACUGCUCUCCUUUGGAUCGCGCCUAUAAGAGCAAACCGCUGGCGCAUUAUCCCGAAAAUGUUGCCUGGAACCCAUUCGAUGCACACGGCAUAUGCAUGCUCUCGCUGCCUCAGGGCCUUCGCUUUCGCACACAAAAGCACAACAUUGAACCGAAGUUCCAUUCAUUUGCAACGACGCGGGAGGAUGGGAAACGUUGUUACGGCUUCAGUCUGGUCUUCUACGAGGAGAUACGAAAUCGAAAUAUAUGCGGGGCUAUUCAUACUUUGCAAUCGAUGUUCAUCACAGAGCUAUCCAAUGGACAGCAGACGCACUCGCUGAGUCGCGUGAAGCAGGACGGACCCGUGAGUCGUUCAUUGCCGCGCCACUUCAAAGUGGCCGGCCAAGCGCCGCAGUCCGCACAAAGCUAUUAUGACAUUAAUAAGGAUAAGUUGUAUGUGGCCAAAAGCAUUUCGUUGAUUUGUCAGGCGCCGUACGCCUUUGCGGCCCAAAUGUUUCUCAAAAAUUUGUACAAAUGUCUUCCGCGGCAGCCCGGUGCUGGCAUAAGCCUUGAGUCUUAUGUAUAUAACAUACUCUACGAAGUGAUGCUACCUCAGCCGGGAAAGUCAAUACGCGUCUACCUGCCACCACCCGAACCCCAUUUAUCCGCCAUUGCGUUGAUAUUGCAACGUCCAUCGCUGGCCACAGAGCUGCCCCUUCUAGACUUUCCGCUGCGCCUGCUCUUUAGCUAUUUGGGUGUGGAAUGUGUCAUUCAACUGCUGACCUGUGUGCUGCUCGAGAAUCAGGUGCUGCUCCGUUCGACGGACUACCAAAGACUCAUGAUUGUGGGGGAGUGUAUUACUUCGCUGCUGUUUCCCUUCAUUUGGCCACAUGUGUAUGCGCCCAUUCUGCCGGCGGCAUUGCAUCAUUUUCUGGACGCUCCAGUGCCGUUCGUUAUGGGCCUGCAUGCGGAGUGCGAGGCAGCUCAUAAGAUUGGCAGCGAAGCGACUCUCUGCUUUGUGGACAUUGAUAAGAAACUGAUUCAGCUGCCUGAAGAGCUGCCCAUUUUCCCACACAAAGUAGAAUUCAUGGCCGAGAUAAUAUCGGUGCUGGAUAAAUUCGAAAUCGAGCGCGAUCGCGCCCAUGAGCCGACACUCAAGAAUGGUUAUGCGACACGGACUUCCGGUGACAACCACGACGUCAUGAUCUCAAGCUGUACACUGCCGACUGGUCUACAGGCGGCGAGACGCAGCAAAGAGCGCUUCCAGGAGACAGUCUACACGCUAGGCGGACCAACGCAACCGAUUGUGGGUGGACCACAAAGUCCGCAUAUGGACUAUCAGCCUCUCAUUGCGCAUCCCUCCAAGAUCGAUCAUGUGCCCCGUAUAGCAGACUUUUUGCGACGCAAGGGCGGCAUGCGUGGGGCCAGCGCGGGCUCACCCAUAGGCAGUGCCAAUGCCUCGCUCUCGUCCUCACCCUCGGGCCUCUAUCACGAUGUGGACAGUGUGGAUGCAACAUUGCCACCCUCCCGUUUGAACUCAGCGUCGAGGCGGCACGAUAAGCCUAAACUAUCACCUGUGGAACAAUACUAUCAGGAUCUGCGCAUCAACAACUCAUUGCGGGAGAUAUUUCUGAAUCGCUUCGUGCACAUGUUCCAUGCCUACGAAUACUUCGUCAUCUAUCCCAAUCAGGCCAAGGACGAGUGGCUGUCGAAUCGCGAGACAUUGCAGAACUUCGACAAGUCCUCGUUUCUAUCCGAUCAGCCGGAGCACCAUCGGGCUUUUCUCUCACGCUUCCUCGAAUCUCAAAUGUUUGCCACACUCAUCGACAACAAAAUUUUGGCUAUGUGGGAAUCCGAACCAGAUGCUCAGCUCCACUUUUUCGAUCAGCGUGUAAAGCUCUUGAGGCGUCGACAUGGCGAGAAUAUGAUCUGCGCAACCAGCUACGAGCCCUGCGUGCUCAGCCAGGACUCACAGCAGUGCUUCGAGAAGCGUCUCAACUGCAUCGACAUUGAGGUGACGCCCCCAAGUGAAAUACUCGCCAAUCGUGCCGCCUACUUCCGGAGCUUUCCGCUGCUUGAGAAGGGCGUCCUCAAUCAGGAGUGCGCCUCGAGAGGCAACAGCCUGCGUCGCGUCAAGAAUGGCAACAAAUGGCGUGCCCGGGAGAUAUCGUUGGAUCAAAAACCCGCUACGAACAAUGCGAUCAAUCGGCUCUCAGCAAAUCUGACCACAGCGGAUGUCAGUCCGGCGUUGAUAGCGCAGGCCAAUUGGACGUUUGUGGAACGCCUAUUAAAGGACAUCAAAUCGAAAACGAAACGCAUGCUACUCGAAAAAAUGGGCAACGAGGCCGUCGCAUUGGGCCUUAAAGGCGAUGGCAUUGAGGAGAACACACUAAUAGCCAGUCUGUGUGAUUUGCUGGAGAAGAUCUGGUCACAUGGCCUGCAGAAUAAGCAGGGGAAGUCUGCGCUCUGGGCACAUCUGCAGUCCUAUCUAGAAAUACAGGAGGCUCGCGGCAAUGCCAGUGUGGAGCAGCAAUCCACCAUUCCGGCUGCCAACUGCGGCAGCAGUCCGAGCACAAAAAUGGCUAUGGCGUCCGCCUCGCCGGCCCUGGCCUGGAACGCAAUGCGUAAGCGCAUGGAUUAUCUCUCGACAUUCCAAACCGAUUUCGAAAUGUCGAAUUCGGGUAGCCCGAAUCGCAGUCGUUCGCGAGAUCGUAACAAGUUUGUGGGUUUAGAGCAGCUAUGUCCACUACCCGAGUCUCUGGAGUUCGAUGUCAAAAACGUGCUGGCCAUGGCCGACAUCAAAACGCACAUUGGUUAUACACGCGCCUGGGUUCGUCUCUCGCUGGAAAAGAAAUUGCUCUCUCGACACUUUCGCACUCUGCUUUCCGAUGAUACUCUGCUUCGCUCUCUCUACAAGCGAUCCGCGUUCCUGCGCUGCGAGGAGGAAAAGGAACAAUUUCUCUAUCAUUUGUUAACCCUAAACACUGUCGAUUACUUUUCCUUCACCAACAUCUAUCCCACGACAAAACUGCCGUAUCGUGUGGUUAUCUUCCCGUCCCGGAAAUACGGCGCGUAUCACACCUCCAGCAAUAUUUGGAUCAUUGUAUCGGGCACUAUGAACGAAACACAGCGUGUGCCCGUGCCAAAGGGGUCUCUAGAGUUCAUCUUCCAUUAUAAAAAUCUUGGCUUGCUAACCACCAUGCGCUUAGGCAUAGGACCCGAUAAUUCAGGUGCCGGUCCCUCCCACAAGUGGCUAGUUGAGCACGUGGUGAUGCGCAACGAAGUCACAGGACACACCUACAAAUUUCCUUGUGGUCGCUGGCUAGGUAAGGGCGUGGACGAUGAUUCCACGGAACGUCUGUUGGUGGGACAACGCGUCUCGCUGAGCGUCAAGAACGCUGAACUACUUCCAGCCACACGGACGCCGCCGCGUACGCGCAGUCCCAGUGUCCAGCGUCAGGAUUCGGUGGCACCUUCGGAAAUUCAACACCAGCUGGGGAACUGUGUCAACGUAAUUGUGAAGUGGCACUAUAAGCCAAGUCGGGACCGGGAUGUGGGCACGCUAACCAAUUUGCUUUGCGGCGACGAUGGACUGGUUAAGUGUCUCGAGCAGGUCUUCCUAUGCGGCUUCAGAUCGGCGCGUUUCUUCGGUCGCAAUCUCUAUAUAUGGGACUAUUUUACCAAGAUUAAGGAGCUCUUUGAGCAGAAUUUGCAGCUGGAAUUGGAAGACUCCGCAUCGAGCAUGGACUCCUCGUUUAGCAAUGGCAGCGGCAACAGCUUGCAACGUCGUGAGAUUUCCAGCAUAUGGCGUUUGUAUGUCCAGCUAAUGGAUGAGAUUAAUGGCACGGCCAGCACGCUGGGCAAGGAUGGCAAAUUUCAACUGCUCAUCUGCCUAAGCCUGCGAGAACAUUUACUUACACGCAUGAUUAAGCCGAUGGCUCUUACUAAAGUGACGCAAGAGAUGUACGAGGAGGAGAGUUUCCUGCGAAGGCGCAAUCUUCUAACAUUUCUCAUACAAAUCCUGGAACCACUCGAUGACUGUCACAUUGUCCUCGAGAACUCGAUCACCCAAGGCAUACGCAUUCCGUCGCAGUGCUGAGCCGAUUAGUCCUGUCACUCCCCCACAGACAUUUGCAACCAGUGACCUAAAAUACUCAUAAAUAUAUAUACAUAUAUGAUAUGCUAUAAGUACCAUUCGAAUCGAUUGACUCCAAACGUAACUGAAAUCUCCAAGCUCGAAUUCGUUGUUAUUUUAGAAUUAUACACACACAUAUAUAUAUAUAUAUAUAUAUACGUUUAUUGAACACUUUUCCUACUCACUUGCCAUUAUCGUCCCACGCUUGCCAAGUGUUCAAAGAAAGUGAAUGUGAAGCCAAAGUUGAACAGAAUUCCUUGUCAUUAAUGCAAUCGAAUUUUCAAAUACUGUGCAAUUAACAAAUACUAUAAUACACAAUUCUAAAAAUGUUGUUCAAGAAUCUAUCUAGCUAGUAGUUAAGAUGCAUACAUAUUUCCUCACCACUUUGUCAAUUUAA